GACUUGGAAAAGUAGAGUCUUUCACUCGCAUCCACUUUUCUCUCCUCUCCGGUGGAUCUCCGGCCAACAACCACGCCGGUGGCAAUUGCAGCAGGUUCUAAAUAAAGCAAUUAAAUCUGCUUUCUAGUAACGCAAAUUAAGAUCAGAUCCGAACAAAAUCAGAACAAAGGAUUCGAUCGGUUGGUUGGAUUGGUUGGUCCCUACAGAUCGAACAGAUUAGCUUUAAAUCAUUUGGCUGUACUGUUCCAUUGGAUAGCUGAUCGGCUCCGCCAUGGAAGAAAGCAAGAUCGCUGGCUUCCGAGACGAAGAGCUCGAAGAGAGCUUCACUUUCAGCUCCUUGGAGUUCUUCGACGCCUCCACCGGGCUGUUUCCCAACGAAGAUGAAGAGAGCUACAUCGAAAUCGCUCUCGAACCAGCAGAGGCAACAAUAAGAAACUGCUCCGGUAGUGGUGGCGGAGAGGAGGAGAUUGAGUUUCGGAUUUCCUUCUCAUCGGCUGCUUCGUUUCCUGGCUUCCCCUCGUCUUCGCCGGCCUCCACCUUGUGCUCUUCCACCUCCGGCAGCAGUGGUCAUGAGUAUGCAACCGGAGCUGCAGUAUCAGAUAGGUCUCCGGAGCUGGAAGGAGGAUUCAGGCUUCCAUCUAUGGACGGAGUAAGUGAUGGCAACAAAAGAAAGGUGCAAAUUCCGGUGUUAGAGCGUUUGUUGAAUGCGUUCCUGCCGGCUUGGAAGCGAUCGCCGUUUGAAUUCAGGACCGAGAAUGGCCGGCCGGAUGCUGAUGCUGAUGAUCAGCAUUUGCCCGGAAGCUUGGAGUUGGCCAGAAAUAGGACUAGGAAACCCUCAAAGUUGAAUGCUGCAGCAACAAAUGGUGGAGUGAUGAAGUUCCUAAUCAAGUUCCAGUCCAUGAGCAUCAGAUCCAUGCUAUCUCCAUUCCUCAAUCUCCACCAACUUAGCAACAAUUACAAUCGCAGAAACAAACAGCUCGGAAGCUGUAAACUGAGGCUCAAGAGCUAUCACAGACUGAUCAGGCCCUUUGACAGACGGCCGGCAGCUAGAAGCAGGACCCUGCAAAAAGACCCCGCCGCCGGCUUCACCUUUCAGAGUCAGACCUACUCUCUUGGAAACGGAGGCCGGAGAUCCGAGGUCGUUGCCGGACGGGCUAAAAGCUGCCCGAGUUCGAUCAAAUCCUCCCCGCUUCACGGCGGAGCGGCGGCCAGAAUGCCGCCCGGAGAGAACUCCGUGCAUGCUGCAAUUGCGCACUGUAAGAGGUCCUUCGGUCAGCCCAUUGAUUGAGUGUGGCAGUCGCAGCGGAUCGACUAAUGGUCCGAUUAAGUUAGCCGACAAAGAUGAAGUUACUUUUCAAUGUUCAGCGACGGACUGGGAGGGAGGGCUUGUCCAAAUGUUAAGUUUGUGUUCCUUUUAAAAUAUAAUAAUGCUUUGAAAUUAAUAUUAAUUUUAAUAUUAAUUCAAUUAAAAAUAAAUAAUAAUUAAAAAAAUUAGUUAUUGUCAACCUCUAUGGUAGGUUUUAGGACUUCAUCACCAACAAUAGGGUAGGGGUUGUUGGUGAUGAACCCAUCAUCGAUGUGCUCCUUAUGUAGAAAGAGAAAGAAGAAAAGAAGUUAUUGAUGUUGUCUGAUUAAAAUUAAUGAU
Messenger RNA from Diospyros lotus (date-plum), 1645 nucleotides. RefSeq lists its product as uncharacterized. The coding region runs from base 272 to 1288 and encodes 338 amino acids. Lineage: Eukaryota; Viridiplantae; Streptophyta; Magnoliopsida; Ericales; Ebenaceae. The transcript has 2 exons. The record is from RefSeq and is a predicted model, not a curated record.